Molecule: messenger RNA, 1115 nt
Organism: Xiphias gladius (swordfish)
Lineage: Eukaryota; Metazoa; Chordata; Actinopteri; Istiophoriformes; Xiphiidae
Product: cytochrome c oxidase assembly factor 3 homolog, mitochondrial
Exons: 2
Coding region: 49-324 (91 amino acids)
Biological process (GO): mitochondrial respiratory chain complex IV assembly
Cellular component (GO): mitochondrial inner membrane
Source: RefSeq, a predicted model, not a curated record
GGUUCAUGCGACACGGCGCUUCCAAGCGGCUGAUUACCCAAACAGAUCAUGGCGGAGGACGGAGCACCGGGAUCCGCCGAACGGGCACCGACAGCGGCCGAGAAACUGCCCCUCCGCCGCCGACAGGAGCUCGACUACUGGAGGAAAAACGCGGCGCGGCUCCGCAGCCGGAACCUGCUGACCGGCCUGGCCAUCGGAGCGUUCGUGGUCGGGAUGUUUAGCUACACCAUCGUGUCCGUCAAACAGGAGAGAAUCACGGAGGAGCUGGACGAGGAAGCCAGGAUCCACAUCUUCAGAGGGCCACGGACCGGUGCCAACUCCUGAACACUAACUCUCCUCGACUCACUGCUCUCUGGCCCCUCACCGCGGCAUCCGACUGUAGGGGGACAUCACACUGAGUCGUGUCAGCUGGGCUUCUCAUACCCCUCGCCACUGCCAUUCAUAUUAGGACAUUACAGAGGUUUUGAUUGUUUCUUUUCUGUUGAUUUCUGAGCUUAGCCGCAACAUGCGGCGGAAAAACCAGUAACGUUUAUCUACAGGUCCGUGAUUGCCAGAUAAAUUCCUAAUAGUUUCCGAGACAUUUCCUUAAUUUUCCGGGGAAAAAGAGACAGCGUUCAGCCGAGCCGUUUCCAGUGAAUUAAGUAAAUUGACUACGAGCAUAGCCUAGAAAGUCACUCCGUCAGUGCACCGCAGGACAGCCAAACAUCAAAAAAUAUGAAAUUUGUCUACAGACAAGCAGUCAAUUCAGUAUGUAUAGAGAAUAAAGUUUUCCAAUAUUCUAUGAAUAAUAAAUGUGUAUUAUUAUUGAUUUGCUCGGCUUGAAAUUGAAAGUUGUUUUCAGGGAACGUUUAGAAAAUGAUUAAUGACAAAUAGUAAUAUUACAGUGUUUCUAUAAGUGCUUUACAAGGACAAAAUAAAAAAUAAAUGAAAAAACCUACAUUGUACAUGUUGUAUAUAAAUUACAGUCCCAUGCAAAAAACCCGCAUUACUGAAAAACUUUGUAUCGAAACAUUCGUAAAUCUUGCCAUUUAAUGUCAUCUCACGUGUCAGCAAAAAUACAGUAUGUACCUGAAGUCACCUCAGUUGAGCCAUUAAACAGCUCUUAUUGAACUAUA